Messenger RNA from Botrytis sinoallii, 825 nucleotides. RefSeq lists its product as uncharacterized. Lineage: Eukaryota; Fungi; Ascomycota; Leotiomycetes; Helotiales; Sclerotiniaceae. The record is from RefSeq and is a predicted model, not a curated record. The transcript has 3 exons. Bases 1 to 825 code for a protein of 274 amino acids.
AUGGUGCAAUAUUUGCAUGUCCGCGGUGGCUUGAAGCCAAAAACAAGAGUUGUCAUCUCUAAAGCUCUUGCCAGGCUAUCCCCUCGCAGCAUUCGUGAGCGAGGUAAUUACAAGCGCUUUGUAGCAGAGCCAGUCGACUCGGAGUCCAUCUGCUUUACAAACCUUCCCUACGAAAUCCGUCUAAUGAUUUGGCACGAAUGCUUCGAAUCUCGUGUAGUCACCAUAUGCGCUCAUCGUAUAUGUAGCUGGACGGACGGCUCGCGCGAAUAUAAACCGGCCGUAUCAUCAGUCCGCGCGACUAUGCCAUUGACUCUUAGAAUCAACAGAGAAAGUAGAUUUGAAACGCUUCGGCACUACCCAGACUUGAUUCAGAACCCUGGAUUAUUUCGUGACCCAGUAUAUUUCAAUCCACGGCUUGAUAAGCUCGCCAUUCACGUACUCGACAAAGACAGACACCCUGCUUGUCUCCCCCAGCUCUUUCAUCGUGAUAGAAAAUCGCGUAUAAUGGCUGAUCAAUGUUUAUGCCUUACCAUCCAAGCUUUGGCCGAAAUUUCGAUAUACUCACCAAGUAUGUGCAAAAUGAUACAAAUGUUAUGGGAAUCUAUUCCCUCGUUAUCGCAAAAUAACGGGCAAAUUUAUCAGUUAAAAACCAUCGUGGUCCAGUCGCCUGAUUUCAAUGAGACAAUGAUCAUUAACAACAUUUCGAAAGAUUGUAGUUGGGCCAUGAGAAAACGCGUCUGGAAGGCCAUCAAAUCAAGGGAGAAUUUCGAAGAUAAUAAUUGGCGGAUCACAAAAACAGAUGACCACAAUCUACCAUUGUUGUAA